UCGCUCAAAUUCCCACGUUUGUGUUUGUGUUCGCGUUGUCAUCAUCGAAUCGCUCGAAACGAAAAAUUAAAACCGUGCCAGUUGUGACCGUUUCGUGCGACGUCAGCCGGAGUUGGCGGAAUUCCAUUGACAUCGGGGCUCGGGUUUCGAGAAGUGCCUUUUUAGAGCCGUGCAACAAGUGGUUUUUACAAUUUCUUACAAGCCUUCAAAGUGCCUUACAAACCUACACACACAUACACACGUAACCUACCUGACCAGCGCGCGCGCGAAUGUGUGUGUGUAAUAAUAACAACAACAACAACAAGAAGAAGACGAAAUAGCUAACUGCUUUCGUCGCAGUUUUCUGCAAGUGUAUUGGUUUAAUUGCGCCGAAAAAAUGUUAAGCGAGUGAAUUAAUUGAUGUCUAAUUGAAUUACGCGAGUGAGCGAACUAGAGCGGGUUAGGCCAAGCCAGUAGAUAUAAAGUAAAAGAAAGAUCCUCGAUCUCUGAUCAGAAAGAAGCUGCCGCUGAGAAAUCCCCAACGCGAGGAUCUGUAUCGCGUAUGUGUCGGUUGUUUUUUUUAUGAAUAAAUAAAGAUUAAAUAUAGAUUACAAGUGCACUUAAGCAAACAGGGAGGGAAAGGAAAACAAGGGAUUAACUGCCAGAUAGCCAAGAAACAACAACGCUACCUGAACGUGAACGUGACGUGACGUAUUUACGUGGAUUAAUAAUUAAGAAGAUAGCAGCUAGCAAACAGCAAUUGCCGGUGGAUAUCGCUGGUAGCAACUUGAGAACACCAUGGAGUCCAUGGAGUAUGAGAUGGCACGCAACAUGACGUUGCUCUUCUUCCUGGAGCGACUCCUCGAUAAGGGAGAACCUCGCACUGUCCAUGAUCUAUCCUGCCAGUUUGGCAAUAAGGAGUUCACCAAGGAAAUGAGACAGAUCGCCGGUGGCAGUCAGUCGGGUCUGAAGAAAUUUCUCGCCCAAUACCCAUCAAUAUUUCUGGUCGACGGUGAUUAUGUGCAGGUGAAUGCCUAUCAGCACAGCAAUGCGGACGAGGGGGGUUGCGGCGGGAAGCGGGAUUACAUCCAAGAGGCUAAAGACUAUUUCAAGAAUAAGAUGCUGCAGUAUGGAGCAGCGGCAGAGGUGCCAGUAAGGAGUCUCCUGGGUCACAGGUCGCAGGCAUCGCCCCAAGUACGACACAUAUCAGGUCAGCACAUUAAGGAGUUCACCGACUUCCUGAUGAAGCACACCGACACCUUUAAGGUGAUGGAUGACUAUGUGAUGCUGGUGGGAUGCGAGAAUAUGACGGAUCUGCCGGCGCGGGAUCGCCUACAUUUGCCGCAAUCCAACAUUGAUACUCGUGGAACGCAGCAAAUGCUCGAUUUCUUUGCCCAAUGCAUUGAGAUCAAGGGACCACUGUUGGUGGAUCAACUGUUCCAUUUGCUGACCACCAAUUUCCCGCAGGAUCAGUGGCUGCGCAUGUUCAAGACACCGGGGGAUCUGAGCUCGUUCUUGAAGCUCUUUGCCGACUGCUUUCACAUACAGGCCAAUCUAGUCACGUUGCUGCAGAAGCCCAAGCUCAGUGACACGCACAUUCAGCAGGCCCAGGCCCAGACCCGGGAGCAGUUCAAUGCGCUGAAUAACAAUAAUGAUGCCGCCAGCAAUCGGAGGCAGGAAUCAAGUGGAGGAGGAGCUCCUAUCAGUGCCGUGCAGCAGAGAUUGCAAUCGCCGGCGCUGCGGAGUAAUGGUCACACGAACAACAAUAAUAAUGGAAGCAAUGGCAACAAUAAUAAUAAUAACAAUAGCAUAGCUUCACCCAACUUUAAGCUGAAUGCACCCGUUUCCAAUGUGAUGGGUCAGACGCAGAGCCCCGGUGGUUUUGGCCAACCCAAGUCGGAGCCCAGUUCUGGAUUUGAUAGCUAUGUGCCCAUGUCGGAGUUGAAGUUGGAGAAUUUGUGCGAGAACAAUUAUCCCAGUGCGAAUACCAGCUACGGGGCCAUUAAUACCUCUUCACAACAGUCGCAGCAACAGCCACUCCUACCACAGCCUUCGUCAGCCCCGAAUCCCUCAGAGCAGCGUAUGAAUAGCGUGAAUCAAACCCUAAAGCAACGCAUCAACACCUUGGUUAUACGAACCCUGGCGGAGAAUCUGGAGAAGGACAAGCAAUCCUUGGCCAAUCAGCAGCAGGGCGGUGGCUCCAGUCCCGUGCAUUCCAUUGCCAAUUCAACGACAACAACGAGUUUGAACCAAAAUGUCAAUAGCAACUCCAACUCCAACUCGAAUUCAAAUUCAAAUUCAAAUCCAAACAAUGCCAACAAUCACUCACCUAGUCAUAGCUACUUUGUCGGCGACACCUGGAAGAUUAAGGUCCUGCAGAACACCACAGUGAUAGCGAAUGUCAAGCAAUCGGUGUUUGUGACCGACAUCAUACUCAAGUAUGCGGCCAAAAAUGAGAAUAUAGUUGUCUCCCUGGACUGCGAGGGCAUCAAUCUCGGCCUCAAGGGAGAGAUUACUCUCAUUGAGAUAGGCACAGGACGGGGAGAGGCCUUCCUUUUCGAUGUUCAAUCCUGUCCGGCCAUGGUCACCGAUGGUGGACUUAAGACCGUGCUGGAGCACGAUCAGGUGAUCAAGGUGAUUCACGAUUGCCGUAAUGAUGCUGCCAAUUUGUAUCUGCAAUUUGGUAUCCUGCUGCGCAAUGUGUUUGACACACAGGCCGCUCAUGCGAUACUGCAGUACCAGGAGAGCGGCAAGCAGGUGUACAAGGCCAAAUACAUAUCGCUCAACUCGCUAUGCGAGCAAUAUAAUGCUCCAUGCAAUCCCAUCAAGGAUCAGCUGAAGCAAAUCUAUCGAAGGGAUCAAAAGUUCUGGGCCAAGCGACCACUAACGCGUGAAAUGAUGUUGUACGCAGCAGGAGAUGUUCUGGUCCUCAUCCAUGAUCAGUUAUUUGGUAAUCUGGCGAGACAGAUUAAGCGAAACCGGCAACUCUUCUCGGAGCUGUGCACCGAGCAAAUACUCAUGCAGAUCAAGCCCAACGAGGUGAAGAUACGCAAGAAGCAGCGCAAGGUCAGCACCGAGGUGUCCGAUCUCAAGCAGAAGUUGGCGCAGACCAGCAAGAGCAUUGUGCUUUCCAAUAGGGAGAUACGACUGUUGCGCUACAUGGACCUGACGGAGGAGGAGAAGGAGCGCCUUAAGGGCUAUUACAAGGUGGCCAAAAAGCUUGAGAAAAUGGAGUCAGCCGGCAAUCCCAGCAAAGACCAAAGUGAUUCCGAGGAUGAGGCUGAGCCCAAUGAGAAUGACACAUUCCCCAGUUUGGACUCGGUUCCUUCAGACAACUCGCUGUCGGGCACUUUUUCGCCCAGGUUCAGCUCGGAGCCACCCAGCUUGACCGAGUCCAUGCAAAUGCUGGAGGAGAUACUCCAAAACAAGUCCAUGGAUCGCAUUGCGCGCAUAGAUAAGCUGGAGGCCAUACUGACGACAGCCACCUCGUUGCCAUGUGAACAAAUUAUAGCUUCAAAUUCGAUGCAAGAACAGCUGGGUUCAAGCAUUGCGACCACCGAAAAUCUGCAAAUUAUAAGGGAAAAGUCCAGGAACAUCAAAAACAACUGCAAUUGCCAGGGCGAGAGGAGUGUGACCCCUAUACUGCGUACGACUGACAAACGGAUGGUCAAGUUGGUGGAUGCCGAAUCGCAAACGCUAAGCACUGGCGAUGUGGUCAUCACCAAGAUCUUCUUCCAGGAUGAGCACGAAAGGGCCAAGGAGGCGGCCCUGCUGAGCAGCAGCUCGCCCACGAAGCGAGUGGCUUCCACUUAGACAUUUCAAGCUUCGAACACUGAUGAUUCCUAACCACAAGCAAAAAGCGCAGACAGACAUACAUAUAUUACGUAUUAUUAUUAUUAUUUGGACUAUAUUUGAAUGGGCUGAGCGCCGCCUCAAUCAUGCAAUAACUUUCAUAAUCAAUUGAGAAGCAAUAUAUAUUUUGUGCCUA
Molecule: messenger RNA, 3967 nt
Organism: Drosophila serrata
Lineage: Eukaryota; Metazoa; Arthropoda; Insecta; Diptera; Drosophilidae
Gene: egl
Product: Egl_like_exo domain-containing protein
Biological process (GO): nucleobase-containing compound metabolic process
Molecular function (GO): nucleic acid binding; 3'-5' exonuclease activity
Source: RefSeq, a predicted model, not a curated record